Helianthus annuus (common sunflower) is the source of this 870-nucleotide messenger RNA. RefSeq lists its product as uncharacterized. Bases 1 to 870 code for a protein of 289 amino acids. The transcript has a single exon. Lineage: Eukaryota; Viridiplantae; Streptophyta; Magnoliopsida; Asterales; Asteraceae. The record is from RefSeq and is a predicted model, not a curated record.
AUGGAUUCAUCUACUUCAGAUCAUAAUCCUCACAGUACCAAUCCAGAUGAAGAUGUAGAUCGAUCGAUUGACUCGAUUAGCAAUGGAUUCAACAAGCAAAUUGACCUUGAUUCGGAUCAUGCAGAAGAAGCUCAUGAUAAUGAUGAUGAAGAUGAUGAUGAUUUUACGUUUAUGUUGAUAGGUAACGAUGAUGAUGAAGAUAAUUACGAUGAAAAAGUGUUUGAAAACAGUAAGAUCCGGCCGGUUUUUCCGUUAUUUGAUCAGAAUUUGUUGUUAGAUGGUGAGUAUCAUAUUGAAGAGAUAGACCGGUUACCGGUUCUGCCACCGGUGGAUAAGAUUUUCAUCGAAUCGCCACGUGGAUUUCCGUCAUCUAAACCGUCGGAACACGAGGACGACAACGACAACGCCACCGGACCGUACUGUGCGUGGUCUAAAGACACAGCCACCGCCGCCGCUACGGCGGAGCUGAGUAAAAAGAGUAACUCCACCGGAUUCUCGAAGCUCUGGAGAUUACGGGAGAUAGUUGGCCGGAGUAAUAGUGACGGCCGUGAUGCGUUUGUGUUUCUCAAAAGUUCUGAUAGGACGACGGCGACAGUAGCAGCAGCGGCCGCGCCAGCAACAACCUCUUCGGCGUCGAAACCGGUCACCGGUGAAGGAACUUUUGUUAAAGUGAAUGUAGCCGGAGGUAAGGCUAGGGUUGUUAAGCAAGGAACGAAAGCGAAAAAACCGGUAUCGGCACACGAGGCUUACAUGAGGAGUAAGGGACAUACGGAGGAAGAACGCCGGCGGUCGUACCUACCUUACCGGCCGGAGCUGAUGGGGUUAUUUACUAAUGUACAUGGUUUAAGCAAGAAUGUUCAUCCUUAUUAA